Molecule: messenger RNA, 3975 nt
Organism: Gekko japonicus
Lineage: Eukaryota; Metazoa; Chordata; Lepidosauria; Squamata; Gekkonidae
Product: zinc finger protein 850-like
Exons: 8
Coding region: 1-3975 (1324 amino acids)
Biological process (GO): regulation of transcription by RNA polymerase II
Molecular function (GO): RNA polymerase II cis-regulatory region sequence-specific DNA binding; DNA-binding transcription factor activity, RNA polymerase II-specific
Source: RefSeq, a predicted model, not a curated record
AUGACGCGGAAUGGGUUGGUGCUGGACUACGUGGAGCUGGUGGCUCAGAACUUUGGAGGGACCGAAGAUGUGUGGGACACAGCUCCUGAAAACAAAAAUGGUGAGGUAUUGGAGGAAAGUGAUAUGACUCUAGAAAUGCAAGAAAACUUUGAGAAUCAUGAUGUCCCCAAAAAACAGAGAUUCAGCCAAAGCUCAGCUCUUCGGGUUCAUCAAAGAACUCACACGGGAGAGAAACAAUACAGAUGUUUUGAAUGUGGAAAGAAGUUUGCAUACAGUGCAUACCUCAUUGUGCAUCAAAGAAUGCACACAGGAGAAAAACCCUAUGUAUGUCUGGAGUGUGGAAAGAGGUUUAUUGUAAGAUCGUGUCUCGUUAGACAUCAAAAAAUUCAUGCGAGGGAGCGACCGUAUCAUUUCCACAAGCCUGGAAAUAGCUUCAGCCAUAGUCAACAGCAAAGAAACCGCAUGAGUGAAAAACCUUAUAAAUGUUUAGAAUGUGGGAAGAGCUUUGUGCAAAGUACAACCCUCAUUCGACAUCAAAUGAUCCACACAGGCGAGAAACCAUACACCUGUCUGGAAUGUGGAAAGAGCUUUACACAGAGUAAAAACCUCAUUAUGCAUCAAAGAACCCACACAGGUGAAAAGCCAUAUAAAUGUUUAGAAUGCGGAAAGAGCUUCAUUGCGAGCACCAACCUCACCAUGCAUCAAAAUACCCACACAGGUGACAAACCAUAUACGUGUUUGGAAUGUGGAAAGAGCUUUAGGCAUACCUCAAGCCUUGCUAUGCAUCGAAGAAUACACACAGGAGAGAAAUUGCACGAGUGUUUGGAAUGUGGAAAGAAGUUCACAACAAAUGCAAACUUCAUCAAACAUCAACUACUCCACAAAGGGGAAAAACCAUAUAAAUGCCUGGAAUGUGGAAGGAGCUUUAGUCUGAGCGAAAGGCUUACGAACCAUCAAAGAAUCCACAAAGAAGGGAAACCCUUCCAGUGCCUGGAUUGUGGGAAAAGCUUCAGUCACAGCGUAACUCUUAGGAGACAUAAAGAUACGGAGACAGGGGAGUGUAAAAAGGGCGUCAGUCAGACACAGAGAAGUCCAAGGACCCAAAACAAGAAGAAACCGUAUCAGUGCCUGGAGUGCAGAAGUUGCUUUAAUCACAACUCGAACCUUCUUAGACACCAACUAAUCCACACGGGAGAGAAGCCAUUUAAAUGCCAGGAAUGUGGAUCUUGCUUCAGCCAGCACUCCAACCUUAUGAGACAUGUGCUUAUUCACACUAGGGAAAAACAGAUUGAAUGUUCUACCUGUGGGAAAACCUUUGCUAGUAUACCAAACCUUAAAGCACACUGGAAUAUCCACACAGGGGAGAAACCAUAUGACUGCUUGGAAUGUGGAAAGAGAUUCAGCCAAAGCUCAGCUCUUCGGGUGCAUCAAAGAACCCACACAGGAGAAAAACGUUAUAAGUGUUUUGAAUGUGGAAAGAAGUUUGCAUACAGUGCGUACCUCAUUGUGCAUCAAAGAAUCCACACAGGAGAGAAACCAUAUAAAUGUCUGGAAUGUGGAAAGAGGUUUUGUACAAAAUCUAACCUUACUGCGCAUCAAGGAACCCACACAGGAGAGAAACCCUAUAUAUGUCUGGAGUGUGGAAAGAGGUUUAUUGUAAGAUCACGUCUUGUUAGACACCAAACAAUCCAUGCGAGGGAGCGACCGUAUCUUUUCCACAAGCCUGGAAAUACCUUCAGCCACAGCUACCAUCAAAGAAGCCACACCAGUGAAAAACCAUACAAAUGUUUAGAAUGUGGGAAGAGCUUUAUUGCUAGCACAAACCUCAUUGAACAUCAGAGUACCCACACAGGUGAAAAACCAUACAACUGUCUAGAAUGUGGAAAGACCUUUAGUCAGACCUCAAGCCUUGCUAUCCAUCGAAGAAUUCACACGGGAGAGAAAUUAUAUGAAUGUCUGGAAUGUGGAAAGAAGUUCACAACAAAUGCAAAUUUCAUCAAACACCAACUACUCCACAAAGGGGAAAAACCAUAUAAAUGCCUGGAAUGUGGAAGGAGCUUUAGUCUGAGUGAAAGGCUUAUGAACCACCAAAGAAUCCACAAAGAGGUGAAACCCUUUCAGUGCCUGGAUUGUGGGAAAAGCUUCAGUCACAGCUCAAACCUUCUUAGACAUCAACUAAUCCACACGGGGGAGAAGCCAUUUAAGUGUCAGGAAUGUGGGUAUGGCUUCAGCCAGCACUCAAACCUUAUGAGACAUGUAUUGGGAGGCAAAGCAUUUCUGGCCCACAGAGAGCCUCCUAAUCUUAAACAUCUUCUCACCCACAGCAACAUUCUUCCAGACACGGAUGAAAGAACCAUGACAGAGAGGAAAGAGGAGAACUUCCGACGGGAAGACCCUGAACCACGAGAAAUGCUUGAAGGUUCUCCAGGAAGAUUGCCCAAGGAUGUUUUCUUCCAAACGACAGCUGAUGAAAGCCGUGUGUGGGACGCACAGAGUGAGAAUCAAGCACGUCAAGUAUUGGAGGGAAGUGAUACAAAUGUAGAGGUGAAAGAGAACACUGGGAAUCAUGUUAUCCCCCCAAACCAGGAGGAAAGCCAAAUGGGUAAAGGGAAAGGGAAAUUUGUUGGUUAUCACAGUGGUGAUUACCAUGAAACAAUUCAGGAAGGAAAGAAAAGGAUUGAAUGUUCUACUUGUGGGAAAACCUUUGCUAGUAUAUCAACCCUUAAAGUGCAUUGGAAUAUCCACACAGGGGAGAAACCAUAUGACUGCUUGCAGUGUGGAAAGAGAUUCAGUCAAAGCUCAGCUCUUAUUGUGCAUCAAAGAAUCCACACAGGAGAGAAACCGUAUAAAUGUCUGGAAUGUGGGAAGAGGUUUUGUAUGAAGUCAGGCCUUAAUAUGCAUCAGAGAACCCACACAGGAGAGAAACCGUAUAAAUGUCUGGAAUGUGGGAAGAGGUUUUGUAUGAAGUCAGGCCUUAAUAUGCAUCAGAGAACCCACACAGGAGAGAAACCCUAUAAGUGCUUGGAAUGCGGAAAGAGUUUCCUUGAAAGAUCAGGUCUUAUUAGACAUCAAAGAAUUCACACGAGGGAGCGACCAUGUCAAUCGCUGAAGUCUGGAAAGGGCUCCAGACGGAGUGCAAACCUCAUUGCACAUCACAGAAAACACAUGGGUGAGAAACCAUAUACAUGUUUAGAAUGUGGGAAAUGCUUCAUGCACAGUACAAACCUCACUAGGCAUCAAAGAAUACAUGCGAGUGAAAAACCAUAUAAAUGUUUGGAGUGCGGAAAGAGCUUUAUGCAGAGCACAAACCUCAUUGGGCAUCAAAGAACCCACACAGGCGAGAAACCAUACACUUGUCUGGACUGUGGAAAGAGUUUUAUGCAGAGUAAAAAUCUCAUUCUGCAUCAAAGAACCCACACAGGUGAAAAACCCUAUAAAUGUUCAGAAUGCGGAAAGGGUUUUAGUCAGAACUCGAGCCUUACCACUCAUCAAAGAAUGCACACAGGGGAGAAAAUAUAUGAAUGUUCAGAAUGCGGGAAGAGGUUCACACGGAACGCAAACCUCAUUAAACAUCAAAUAUUCCACACAGGAGAAAAACCAUAUAAAUGCCUGGAAUGUGGAAGGAGCUUUAGCCUGAGCAAAAGGCUUACUAACCAUCAAAGGAUCCACAAAGAGGUGAAACCGUUUAAAUGCCUGGAUUGUGGGAAAAGCUUCUGUCACAGUAGAAGUCUUAAGAGACAUAAAGAUGUCCAGACGGGGGAAUGCAAAAAGGGCUUCAGUCACACACAAACCAAGAAGAAACCGUAUCAGUGCUCAGAGUGCCGAAGUUGCUUCAGUCACAACUCAAACCUUCUCAUACACCAACGAGUUCAUACAGGGGAGAAGCCGUUUAGAUGCCAGGAAUGUGGGUUUUGCUUCAGUCAGUACUCAAACCUUACAAGACAUGCAGUUAUUCACACUCGAGAAAAACAAUAG